This is a messenger RNA of Sodiomyces alkalinus F11, 646 nucleotides long. RefSeq lists its product as hypothetical. The record is from RefSeq and is a predicted model, not a curated record. The transcript is spliced from 2 exons. Lineage: Eukaryota; Fungi; Ascomycota; Sordariomycetes; Glomerellales; Plectosphaerellaceae. Bases 266 to 499 code for a protein of 77 amino acids.
AAAUUUAAGGGAGUAAGGUACUUCGACAUGAAUAGCAUAAAUGACGUCGAGGGAAGAGGGGAAGGCCCGCGAUAUAAACCCCCGUCACCCGUGUAGCUCGACGAUGUGGAGCUCUCAGCUCUGGUCUCUCAUCAAUAUCAAGCAAGCUUGAACUAUCACAAACGAUACAUACGCCGCUCUUCACCCGAUCAGUUCCCUCGAGGACGUAAAACCCCAAGUCAAACAAAAAUCAACAAAACCAAAUCCACAAAUCCACCUCGUCAACAUGCCUCGUGAAGGGUCCGGCCACAUCGCCGACAACGCCACCGAGACGGGCCACAACAUCAUCCACGGAGCCGGCCCGGUCGAGGAGUCCAAGGUUUCCCGCGCCGACAAGACCGCCCCUCUACCCGAACACGAGAAAGGAAAGGGGCUUCCAGGCAUGCCCGCCAGCGGAGGUCAGAGCCAGGGCUUGUCCCAGGGACCGAGUCGGGGGCAGGGCAGGGCGGCUUCGAAGUGAAGGCCGACAAGAUGAUGGGUCGGGUCACGUUGUAGUUACAUGUAUGGUGGAGAGAAGGGCAGAGGAGGACGAAAGGCAGGCAUCGUCAGUUGCCAUGUAUAUUUGCAAUGACAUAACGCUAAGAUUUUCCCUGAUGUUUGCUUCCCG